This is a messenger RNA of Astyanax mexicanus (Mexican tetra), 4254 nucleotides long. Its product is annotated as adhesion G protein-coupled receptor F5. The record is from RefSeq and is a predicted model, not a curated record. Gene Ontology annotation, molecular function: G protein-coupled receptor activity. Gene Ontology annotation, biological process: G protein-coupled receptor signaling pathway; cell surface receptor signaling pathway. NCBI's taxonomy places the organism in Eukaryota, Metazoa, Chordata, Actinopteri, Characiformes, Acestrorhamphidae. The transcript is spliced from 25 exons. Gene Ontology annotation, cellular component: membrane. The coding region runs from base 160 to 3843 and encodes 1227 amino acids.
GGAAACCUGCUACAGAUUGAUGAUGUCCGAUGUCUGGCUAAUUCAAUACGAGUGAAACAGCAAACACACUCAAAGUGCAGCUCAUACUGGUUUGACUGGAGCACUGAAAUGUGCACAGAAAUGUAUGUAUCCAUCUGAAACUGCUGAAGUGAACGCAGCAUGGCUUUUCAAUGGGGGAAAUUCAAAUAUCUGCUGGUACUUGCUACUGUCUUCUUCAUCCUGCUCAUACUUAUGGAGGACAAGCAUGAAGAACAUACUUCAAAUGUCACUGAGGAGAAUAGUUACACGAAGAAACUGAACCGGUUAAGAAAAUCUGUCGGGGCUAGCCCUGUACAGUAUGUUGCAGUGGCAGAGUUGACGGUACCACUGUCCUUUUCACAAGAUUACAUUAAAGGAUUAAUCAACCAAAUGACUGUCCCAAUAUCACUACAGAACUCCACAGAUAUCAUUGAUAUAAACAUUACAGCAGUGUGUCAUCAGACUCAAACUGGACAACAGUGUAUAUGUCAAAAUCAGUAUGUUUGGGCAAACAACAUCUGUUUGACAUACCCUGCGUGUAAUUACCUAUAUGCUGGAGCUUGUGACUGUAUCAGUGCCAAGCCAACAAGACAGAUGUGCAUUCCAAGAAGCGAACUUCCCACCUUUACCUUCACAAUUCGGAUUGAUGUGAACGCAGAUGCCACAUUGAUUAAUUUGUAUAAAAGCUAUCUUCAUAAUUCAGUCUAUGCCCCAUACCCACUUUCUACAAUAAUGGAAGUUUCAAAAGUGGAUUUAACAACAGAGUGCCAAUUAAAUAGUGGUGGAUACCAGUGUAAGUGUGGGGAUCAGUAUUCCUGGCCGUGCGACACAUGUUUCAGCUAUGGGUACUGUGAUAACAUCACCAAUGCCACCUGUGGAUGCAUCAACGGUUUUCCAAAAGAUGGACAGUUCUGCCAGCCAAGGACAGAACUUACAAAUGCCUCUUCUUGUGAGCCAGUAACCAGUACGGCAAGCCCAACAACUGCAGAAACCAGUACUCCAAGCCCUACAACUGCAGUAAUCCGUAGAACUAUAUCAAUGACAAUAAAUGAAGAGUUUAACAGUGCACUCACAGACAAAACUAGUGAAAAGUAUAAUCUUUAUUCGAAGAUCAUUAAGAGCUCAGUUAAUAGUGUUUAUGAAAAUACACUUACUUCAUACAAACCGAAUUCUGUGGAAAUCAUUCAGUUCAGGCCUGGCAGUGUGAUUGCAGACUUUCAAAUUGCAACCUCAAGCAAAACACUUGAUUUUAGUAAAGCAAACAGAAACCUAGCCUCUAAUCUCACUGAUCAAAAGAUAUUAGUGAGUGCUGAUUCCUUUGCUGAGACUGUGGAUAAUGGUAUAUUCCAAAAACGAAUAUAUCCUGGAAAAAAUAUGAAUUUGACCUGUAAUACUCCAGACCCAAAUAUUACGGAAAUAACCUGGAGUAAGAAUGGCCAAAACAUCAAAGACGAUGGUGUUAAAUAUCAAAUAAAUGAUAAAAUGCUCACUGUGACAAACACCAAUGAUAAUGACAAUGGAAAAUAUGCCUGCAAUGUGACCUUUAACUCAAUUCCAUACAUAAACUUCCAAACCAUGUCUAUUGAGCCAGCUCCUAGACUCACAACUACUGACUCAAUAAUUCUGAAAUGUACUGACACACCAAUCAACCUGAAGUGCUGUGCUCACAGCAGCUAUAAUGUUCUGUGGAGCCCAAAGCCUGCAAAUGAGCAGUUGGUUACAGCCCAAUCGACAAAGUGCAGCACAUUUACUCACAAUGUCAGCCUGGUGGAUUGUUCGAACAGUGACAAGACUCUAACUUUCACGUGUGAAGCCCGUGAUGACACCGAUACCUCUCAUGAAUCAAAAUCUUUCACAAUAACUUUAACUUCAAAAAAAGACUUCCCUUGCUUCAGUACUCAAUAUGGAGCUGGACAAUUGGAUGAAAGAAAGGCUGUUGCUUGUGAUGGAAACAGCGUUGGCAACAAGACAGUUCAGUGCACAAAUAGUGACUGGAAAACUGUGGAAGAUAACUGUGUCUUGCGUGUCCUCCAAGGCCUGGUGGAUCAAGCUGUGAAUUUACAAGCCGAAGAUGUUCCAACCUUUAUAAAGAAAGUACUUAAUACCACUACAAAUAACGCUGGUGAAAUUAGAAAUUCUACUGCAAACAUUGUCGCGGUUGUUAGCUUGCUAAAUUCCACGGCCAUUGUUUCACAGUCAUUUAAGGUGGAUCAAUCCAUUAUGGAGACUUUCCUAAAAACAGUGGAUGUUAUUGGAUCAGUAAGUGCUAACCAAACAUGGCUGAAGCUGAAUACACGCAACACAACUCAGCAGACAAGCUCUCUACUUCUGAAGUCUACUGAAGAAAUGGGGAAGGCACUAACAAAUGAAAACUUCAGCAUAACAACAGACAUUAUUCAACUAAACAGAACUAGCACUAAUGGUUCAUUUUCUGGAAUAAUUGGCACAAAUUCAACUACUCAAAUAGUCAUUCCAGACAUUACUGCGAAUACUUCAAUCACCACCAUAGUUUUCUCAUCUUUUAGCACUGUCCUGCCUGCUCGAAAUAUAACCUACAACGGCAGUCAAGAGAAAACCAGUAUCAAUGCAGAUGUGGUUGCAGUCAUUGUGAACAAAACCAUUCAGAACAUCUCUUUUACCUUUAAUACUAAAAAUAAGUCAUUGUUAAACCCUCAAUGUGUUUUCUGGAACUUCAGUCUUCUGGAUGGGAUUGGAGGAUGGGACUCGACUGGAUGUGAAUUGAAGACUGAUGUGAACAGUACUGACCAGGUUACGUGUGAGUGCAACCACACAACUUCAUUUUCAAUCCUCAUGUCAACAUUUCCAGUGGACAAUGUCAUCUUAGACUAUAUAACUUACAUUGGAGUCGGCAUUUCGAUUAUCUGCCUGAUUCUGUCCCUCAUCAUCGAAGGCAUUAUUUGGAAAUCAAUGACAAGGAAUGACACUUCCUACAUGCGCCACGUCUCCAUAGUCAACAUUGCUCUGUCCCUCCUGAUAGCGGACGUAUGCUUUUUAAUUGGAGCAGGUAUUGUGGAAAAAGGAGAGCUGGCACCAGUUGGGCCGUGCAGUACAGCCACGUUCUUCAUGCACUUCUUUUAUCUGGCUCUUUUCUUUUGGAUGUUGCUCUCUGCACUCUUGCUUCUUUAUCGAACUGUUGUGGUCUUUGCUGGAAUGUCCAAGACCAAGAUGAUGAUCAUAGCCUUCACUGUUGGUUAUGGAGCCCCGUUAUUAAUAGCUGUCAUCACUGUGGCAGCGACAGCUGGACAGCAAGGAUACAUCGUUGAAAGGAGUGCUUGUUGGCUCAACUGGGAUAAAACUAAAGCCUUUUUGGCGUUUGUGAUUCCCGCACUCACUAUUGUGGUGAUAAACCUUGUGGUGCUGAUUGUGGUUUUAUGGAAGAUGUUACGGCGUGGAGUUGGAGCCACCACUCAGCCAGACGAGAAACAUACCAUAGUGGUUAUUGCCAGAUGUGUGGCCAUUCUAACACCUCUGUUCGGUCUGACCUGGGGAUUCGGCAUCGGGACCAUGGUGUCGGGUCUAUUAGGGAUUCACAUAGUCUUCGCAAUCCUCAACUCACUGCAGGGUUUUUUUAUUUUGGUCUUCGCAAUUUUGUUGGACCGUAAGAUACGUGAAGAACUGGCAGGAAAGUUGAGGAUAAGAAAUCUCAGCUCAAACCGUACAAGGACCACUAGCGCAGGCCCAUCAUCUUCUAGUGGGACAGGCUUCAUGGAAAUGUUCCGGCGCAGAAAUAUCUACCACGUGGCAGACAAUAGUAGAUUCACUGCAGAUUCAUCUCAGAACUCAUAUUCAUUUAUCAAUACUUAAACCAGUAAUGUUCAACCUGUUUGACAAAUGUUUGUCCGACAGCUAAAGUGUACUGAACAUUUGAGUUACAAACAGCUCUGAGUUCAACUCAUUUUAAUUAAUUAACUUUCUUACAUUAACAAACACAGAACAUUCCACAUGUAAUCCUAAAGAUAUAGAGUAAAAAGUAGGUAAAAAGUUGUAUGUAUAACCUUGUAAGAUCAUCAAAUAUCAAAUAUCAUUGUAGACAUAUUUUAUCUUUAUUACACUACAUUUCUAUACAUGGUGAGAUCUUAAUUAUUGUAAAUAUUACAUAAUCAGAGUUGAUUCAGUUGUCUCACAAAGCUGCCGCUUUCUGAAAGUUGACAUUAACAUACAGUACAAUGUCUUUUUUAUUUUUUAAACUGUGUUCAUUUGUUUAUUAAAUAUUUU